Sorghum bicolor (sorghum) is the source of this 876-nucleotide messenger RNA. RefSeq lists its product as uncharacterized. The record is from RefSeq and is a predicted model, not a curated record. The transcript is spliced from 4 exons. Bases 212 to 745 code for a protein of 177 amino acids. NCBI's taxonomy places the organism in Eukaryota, Viridiplantae, Streptophyta, Magnoliopsida, Poales, Poaceae.
CAAUUCGCAAAGCUCUACUCGGUGCCGACAUGUCUGUCAGUGGCAAGGGCAUUUGCACCAAGCCCGCCAUCACCAACCUCUCUGGCGCGCACGAGCAAGGUCAUCCGAGGAGGAGAGGAUUGAUGCCGCAAUCUUGGCCAGGAAGGCUUAUGUGGCUAAACUGGAGACUCCAACGAUAGAUAGUUUUGAGGUUGCAGGAAGGUACCAACUCAUGGUUGCAGGCUAUUCUACCAACUCCUGGUUGCAAGAAGAUUUGCUCAACUCUGGUUCUAACUUGAAACACAAGGGCGAGGGCGACUCCAGGACCUGGCAAAACGCAGGAUCGACGGCUUCAAGGACGAUCGCAGGGCUGAGGUGCGACGUCCUCGUCGGCUUCAAGGACAGGCGAGCGAGGGCGAGGAACUACAGGACCUGGGCGAGGGCGAGGAAGACUCCAGGACCUGGCAACGCAGGUUCAAGGACACGGUCGGGCGAGGGCGACGAAGACUCACCUGGCAACGCAGGUCGGGCGUGGGCAUCGGGUGAGGGCGACGAAGAAUACGCAGGUCUGGCGAGGGCGUCGGACGAGGGCGAGGCUGGACGACGCACGAGGUCCGGCGAGGGCGAGGGCGACUCCUCCUGGACGACGCACGAGGGCGAGGGUGACUCCUCCUGGACGACGCAACGCACGAGGUCUGGACGACGCACGAGGGCGAGGGCGACUCCUGGACGACGCAGGAUGGAUGUUUUGUUUCCUUACCCGUGACCGUAAUUUUUGCUACGUAGAAUUGGUAAGUGCUACUGUGAUGAAAUUUUAUAUCAGGAAUCCUUUAUUUUUUUCAUAUUUCAUUUCGCACUCUUCCACAUCCCUGUUUAUAUAUUAUUCUCUAUUGUAAA